Molecule: messenger RNA, 494 nt
Organism: Cuscuta epithymum
Lineage: Eukaryota; Viridiplantae; Streptophyta; Magnoliopsida; Solanales; Convolvulaceae
Source: the annotation of a GenBank genome assembly
GUUAUGAAGAUUUCUUUGCCCGUAGUGAAGGUAUUGAGAAUUACUGAUGGAGAGGUGCCUCCAAUGGGCUUUAUUUAUGAGGCUAUGGAGAGAGCGAAAUUGGGAAUAAAAAACACAUUGGGAGGUAAAGAAGAGAAAUACAUGCCUCUUUGGAAGAUAAUAGAUAAACGUUGGAAUGAGAACCUGCAUUCUCCAUUACAUGCAGCGGGGUAUUAUCUCAAUCCUCAAUUCUUCUACCCUAAUUCACGGCGAAUCCUCGGAGAUGAAGAAGUAUGUGAUGGCUUUAUAAAGUGUGUGGAGAAGAUGUUGCCCACUAGCAUUGGAGAGAGUGUAGAGUUCUCAACUGAGAUAUCAAACUAUACAAAUGCUAGAGGAAGUUUCCGAACUAAUAUGGCAAUGAACAAUAGGGACAAACAACCACCGGUUGACUGGUGGCUUGCAAAUGGCUCCUCGUCUCCCACUUUGCAACAUCUUGCUGUUCGGAUCCUUAGUUU